Molecule: messenger RNA, 1347 nt
Organism: Vanessa tameamea
Lineage: Eukaryota; Metazoa; Arthropoda; Insecta; Lepidoptera; Nymphalidae
Gene: Sfxn2
Product: sideroflexin-2
Exons: 9
Coding region: 145-1128 (327 amino acids)
Biological process (GO): monoatomic ion transport; serine import into mitochondrion
Cellular component (GO): mitochondrial inner membrane
Molecular function (GO): monoatomic ion transmembrane transporter activity
Source: RefSeq, a predicted model, not a curated record
UUGUCGUUGUCAGGUGUCACUUGCCGGUGUAUGUGAAAUGUGAAUGAGUGUGUGUGUAUGCGAUUAUCAUAUUGUUGAUUUAUAAUAAAGAUAUUAUAUUUGCGAUUAACUCUCUUUAAGGUUUUGGUGCAGUAAGUAACUACAAUGACAACCGAAAAAAGAAUAGACAUUACUCAGCCACUAUGGGAUCAAAGUACCUUUACAGGCAGAUUCAGGCACUUUGCCUUCAUUUCAAAUCCCCUACUAUCAUUGGUACCCGAAAAAGAACUUCAUCAGGCCAAAGAACUGUAUUUCAAAUAUAAGCAGGGCCAAGAGCCAGCUGGUACAACUAUGUCUCAAGUGGUCAGAGCCAAACAGCUAUAUGAAUCAGCCUUCCACCCAGACAGUGGUGAACUGCAGAAUGUGUUUGGUAGGAUGUCCUUUCAAAUGCCUGGAGGUUGUCUCGUGACGGGUGCUAUGCUGCAAUGGUAUAGAACAGCAACGGCCGUUGUAUUCUGGCAAUGGGUGAACCAGUCCUUCAACGCUCUGGUUAACUACACGAACCGUAACGCGAACUCGCCGUUGACCACGACUCAGAUGGGCGUCGCGUACGUGUCGGCGACGUCGGCCGCCAUGGCGACGGCGUUGACGUUCAAGUUCGUCAUACAGAAACGCGCAACUAAUCCCAUUUUAGCUAGAUUCGUUCCGUUCUUUGCCGUGGCGGCUGCUAACUGGGUCAACAUUCCAUUAAUGAGGCAGAAUGAAAUCCUUCUAGGUCUAGAUGUAACCGAUGAAAAUGGAAAAAUUAUAGGGAAAUCACAGAUAGCUCCCGUUAAAGGAAUAUCUCAAGUUGUGACAUCCAGAAUAAUAAUGUGUGCCCCGGGUAUGUUGCUACUGCCUGUGAUCAUGGAGAGGCUGGAGCCCAAGGCCUGGAUGAAGAGGAUCAGGUGGGCUCACAUCGGUAUCCAGACAGGCAUUGUUGGUUUGUUCUUAACGUUCAUGGUGCCAACUGCGUGUGCAAUAUUUCCACAGAAAUGUAAACUCUCCGUUGAUACAAUGAAGCGUUACGAAAAAGAGAGAUACGAGGAAAUUUUAAAGAACACGGACGGCAAGCCGCCUCAGUACGUUUACUUCAAUAAGGGUCUGUAAAUAUUUGUUAUAUAAGUAAUAAUCAUAUAGAUUAGUCAAAUAUCAGUAGGAUAAGCUAGUUGCGUACACGCGGUAAUCGUUUCAAAUAAUUAAAUUGUCAAUUAUUAUUUAGUUAUUGCUACUUAUCAUUAUAUGAAAUGUUGGAUAGUUGACGCUUCUUAAACUGGAUGACAGUACUAUUCUGUAAGAACUCACUUCGCAUCUCACUGAGUGAUGAGU